Molecule: messenger RNA, 597 nt
Organism: Capronia coronata CBS 617.96
Lineage: Eukaryota; Fungi; Ascomycota; Eurotiomycetes; Chaetothyriales; Herpotrichiellaceae
Exons: 1
Coding region: 1-597 (198 amino acids)
Biological process (GO): ribosomal large subunit biogenesis; intracellular mRNA localization
Cellular component (GO): preribosome, large subunit precursor; nucleolus
Molecular function (GO): mRNA binding
Source: RefSeq, a predicted model, not a curated record
AUGGCGCCUAAACCCCCUUCAGGCGGAAAAGGCUCCAAGAGCACCGCCCGCGCCCGCAAAUCCGCCACGGCAGGCCCCUCGUCUUCUUCCAGAUCCAAGGUCUCCAAACGUCCGCCGUCGAAGCAGGUCAAAACGAAGCCCGGCGUGCAUUCUCAGACCCAGAAAGGCGCUGGUACCGCCAAGGCCUCGAAACGCAAGCAGAGGACGUACACGGAGGAAGAGCUCAAGCUGCCGACGUUGAACAUGAUCACCCCGGUGGGCGUACAGAAACCGCGCGGUAAGAAGAAGGGGAAAGUCUUUGUGGACGACAAGGAGAGCAUGAUGACCAUCUUGGCGCUGGUGAAUGCCGAGAAGGAAGGGCAGAUUGAGAGUAAGAUGAUCAAGGCGAGGCAGUUGGAGGAGAUCCGAGAGGCCAGGCGCAAGGAGAUGGAAAAGAAGAAGGAGAAAAAACAGGCCGAACUGGAGGAGGUCAAGAAGGAUCUGAAGAAGGGAAAGAAGAGGAGGGAUGCGCCACAAGAGAAACCCGCGGAUGGCGACAGGCAGAACGGCGACGGUCGGAAGAAUGGGAAACCCAAGAAGAGAGUCUCGUUUGCCUGA